AUGCGAAACGCAAAGAGUGCUGUAUGGGCCCGACCGGAAAACCCGGUGUCCAUCGCCCAGCUUUGUGACCUCGGGAUGAUCUGGGCGGAGUUCUACGUGCCAAGUGACCGCUUUAGCCCCGGCACUACUCCCCAUGCACCGAAAGCUCCCGGAAAAGCCAAUGAGAGGCCGGUGUUCAUCCCUUCCAGUGCAUGCUCUCGGACGGGAAGCAUGUUUGUUGCCCCAGGCCCCAGAUCCCAGAUCGAAUACUACCAUAUGUAUACGUCCCCUCGGUGCUCGCUCGUCUGCUGCCCCUCGUCGACCUGCUCGACAAGUGAUUCAGACUCGACACGAUGGCUACCGGAUGCAUCUGUAUCAGCAGACAUUGUAGCUAAGGAUAUAUCCUCCCUGGCUAGCGUUGGCGCCGGCGGGAUAGAAUUCCUGCCCUUCUAUUUUUACGGGCUCGUGUAUGCACAGCUAAUUCCGGUGCCUGACGGCCCCAUUGAGCCACCUACCGACUGGUCCAUCUACGGUUUUGGUGACACAGCAUUCAAUGAACUGUUCAAGGAAACGCUGCAGGCGAUCAAGGCCGAGGGUAACGGCUUCAACAUAGACUUCGCUCUGGGCCCAAACCAAGGCGCUGGUGUGCCCAGCGAGCCUGGGACGGAAGGUCUUUCAUACGAAAUUGCCCCGGGCAAUGCGACUGUGACGGCAGGCCAGACAUUUUCUGGUCCAGUGCCGCCUCCAUACCUGCCAGCAGUCCUUCAGGGCGGUCUCGGAUUUCAAGGGGAGCUCGAGCAAUUUGGUCAGGCGAACCUCACCGCUGUAUUUGCAUUGAAGGUCACUGGACAAACAAGCCGUUCUGUCUCCACAUUUUCGGCUGGCGAUGUGUCAGUCCCAGUCUUCGUUCUGGACGAAGACUCCUACAUUGACCUCACACCAAAUGUGUCAGCAGAUGGACAGCUGCAAUGGACCCCUCCGACCAGCGGCGGCAACUCAACUUGGAAGCUUUUCAGUUACUGGUCUCGAUACACGAAUCAACGGGCCUGUCGCGGAGGGCUCAAUGCCACGACAGUGAUUGGAAAUGGCUCUUGGACCGUCGACCAUUUCAGCACCGCUGGAGCGGUCAAAGUCACCGACUUCUGGGAUCAGCAGAUCUUGACCGACGCGGAGACAGCCGAGUUGCUAGCAGAUGUUGGCAAAUACUCCUGGGAAGACAGCAUGGAAAUUCUAGCAGCUAUGUACUGGACGCCAGACUUUAUCUCACGGUUCGAGAAAGAGAUGGGCUAUAGCAUCGUGAAAUAUCUGCCUUUGCUUUACAACCCCUCAAACACCUGGAACGGCGGCAUCCUCGCUUACCCAGAGCUCUACCAGUAUGGCGAGUACACCAAAGACAACACGAGCGUUCAUGAUCUGGAUUACCGUACCGUCUUGACCUCGGGAUAUCAAGAUUACAUCGAUCAUUUCGAGGAAUGGUCCCUUGCGCGUGGUGUUGAGUACUCCGACCAACCCGCGUACAAUCUCCCACUGGAAAUGCUCCGCGUCAUUCCAUCGGUUGACGCUCCAGAAUGCGAAUCGCUAGGAUUUGAGGACAGUGUGACUUCCUAUCGCCAAUUCUCCGGCCCUGCUCAUCUUGCAGGGCGCAAUGUUAUAUCGAGCGAGAUGGGUGCCGUGUCCGGGCCAGCGUUCAACUUGACCAUUCCACAGUUCCUGUACCAUGGCAAGGCAGGCCUUGCUGGCGGCAUCACGCAGCACGUUCUUCACGGCGCUCCUUAUUCCGGGAACUACCCGAACACAACUUGGCCGGGGUAUACGACUUUUUACUACCUCUACAGCGAGAUGUGGACACCGAAUCUGCCAACGUACGGAUCAGGUCACCUGAAGGACACACUGGACUGGUUCGGCAGAAACCAAUGGGUGCUCCAACAGGGUGUUCCCAAGAUCGAUCUAGCCCUAUAUUACUACGCAGCUCCAUGGGCACCCGGUGGUGAAGACGCCCUUGGUGGUGUGAAUGGGCUAGGAUCACUGGGAUACACGUAUGACUAUCUCGGCCCACAGAAUCUGCUCCUCCCACAAGCUACGGUCCAAGAUGGAGUUUUGGCUGCGGACGGGCCUUCGUAUAAAGCGCUCGUUUUCUCUGGUCAGGAGAUCAUCACAGUGGAAGCAGCUCAGGCAGUCCUUGGCUUCGCCCAGGCAGGACUUCCCAUCAUCGUCGUUGGCGAUGCUUCGGCGCUCCCCAGUCAGACGUACCCCUCUGCCGAUGAGGACCAACUUGCUAAUAUUACAUCUCAAUUGGCUCAAAGUUCAGCGGUUCACUUCGUGGCCUCUGUCAAUGAGAUAUCUGGAGCUCUUUCGGAGUUGACAAUUGCGCCCCGUGUGGGCCUGAACUGCACCUCAAAUCCCGUUUAUCCGGUCGUCCGAAGUGAUGUUAACAGCAGCACUGAAUACGUCUAUCUAUAUAACGACCAAUAUAUCUCGGUCGACUGCAGUGUCUCCUUCACUUCGUCUGGGAACGACGCCACCCCAUUCAUGUACAAUGCGUUCGCCGGAACACAGGAAGAGCUUGUCGAGUACACGACUGAUGGGUCGGUGUACACUCUCCCAGUCAACUUGGCAGCGAAUGAGACGACUAUUCUGGUUUUCAAGUCGGGCUCAAAUGCCAACAACACCAGCAGGCCUUUCGUCACAUCCUCAAGUGAGAACGUCGCCUCCGUCAAGCGUAGCAACUCCAGCGACACCUCUGUUCUUGCAACAGUCAGCAGCUCUGGCUCAGCCAGCCUCACCUUCGAUUCCGGCAAGACAACAACGUUUGACGUGGCCCUCCCCGCGACCACUGACCUGCCGACUUGGGAUAUCGAGAUCGAAGACUGGCACGCCCCAGAGGAUCGCUUUAACGUCGAGGCUGGCACAGCUAUCACGCUGCACAACUUCACCAACCAGGCUCUCGUUCCCUGGACGCAGCUUGGUGCCGGGUUCGAGAGCGUGAGCGGCGUGGGACGCUACACCACACGCUUUACCGUGCCGUCUCUACCGAGCAGUAACUCCUCAACUAGCGGCCCAUCUACUCGCAUCGGAGCCUUACUCUCUCUCGGGCCCGUGGUCAACACCAUUCGCGCAAGUCUAGAUGGCGUUCAGCUCGCCCCAAUUGACCCAGCACGGCCAGUCGUGGAUAUCUCGAGCUACGUGGCGGAGGGCCAAGAGCACGAGCUUGUAGUUGAGGUGACUACGACACUGUUCAACAGAAUCAAGAGCGAAGCGGAUUUGGUCCAGGUCUGGGGACAGGUUGCGUCGGCUCAGCAGUCCAAGUAUGCACAACAAGGACCUUACGAGUAUGGGCUCUUGGGGCCGGUUACACUGGAGUGGGUUGCUGUUGCUGAGAUUGAUGCCAGUAGCUUGUAA
This is a messenger RNA of Diaporthe amygdali, 3378 nucleotides long. RefSeq lists its product as uncharacterized. The transcript is spliced from 7 exons. Lineage: Eukaryota; Fungi; Ascomycota; Sordariomycetes; Diaporthales; Diaporthaceae. The record is from RefSeq and is a predicted model, not a curated record. The coding region runs from base 1 to 3378 and encodes 1125 amino acids.